GGGCAGGACUUUUGUGGAAGGAUAAGUAGGACCCGCUGUGUCACGGAAGAACAGCGUGCGUAAGCGGAAAGGCAGCCGGCAAUAUAUGUUAGUAGCAGUUACAGUGACUCCCUCCACAAUAACGAUAGUUUUUAGGCAAGUAUCUGUGCUCUUGGCAUAGGUUUCAGGGUAACUUUUAGCGCACAAUGGUUGAGAAGAUAGACAUGGAGAGAGGGAAGGCAUCCAACGGCGAGGCGCACUUCGACGAGGCGGUGGUGAACGGAGUGACGGGCGCCAACAGCAGCAGAAAGGAGCCGCUGUCACAGAGGGUGAAGAGGAUAGUGAGGGCCAACAUGCUGGUGAUUCUCACCGUGGCCGGGGUCAUCAUCGGUGUUUUCAUCGGACUUGGUGUGCGCAACGUGGCUCUGACAAGGACCCAGGUCAUUUACAUCAGCUUCCCCGGUGAGCUGCUUAUCAGGCUGCUGAAGAUGAUCAUCAUCCCCUUGGUGGUGUGCAGUCUGGUGUCCGGAGCGGCUAGCAUCGACCCCAAAGCCCUGGGCAAGCUUGGCGGCUGGGCUAUGCUCUUCUUCCUGGUCACCACCUUGAUCGCCUCUUCCAUUGGGGUUGUGAUGGCUUACAUCAUAUCCCCAGGGUCGGUGGCAAUCGAUAAUCGCAAUGGGCAAGGUGUGGGUGACGGUGUGCCUGCCACUAAAGAAGUGAUAGACUCCUUUUUAGAUUUGAUAAGAAACAUCUUUCCUUCCAACCUGGUGUCUGCUGCCUUCCAGUCGUAUGCAACCAGCUACAAGCUGAUUACCAGAAAUGGCACGGAUGGAAACCCCAACAUCACAGUGGAGAAGGUGCCCUUUGGAACAGACCAGGAUGGCAUGAAUAUUCUUGGUCUGGUUGUGUUUGCCAUUGUGUUUGGCGUGGCCUUAAGGAAGCUGGGAGAGGAAGGAGAGAUCCUCAUCAAGUUCUUCAAUUCCUUCAAUGAGGCCACCAUGGUUCUGGUCUCCUGGAUUAUGUGGUACGCCCCUCUUGGUAUCAUGUUUCUUGUAGCUGGCAAGAUCGUUGAGAUGGAGGACGUUGGAACACUUUUUGCAAGCCUGGGAAAAUAUAUAGCCUGCUGCAUGAUUGGACAUGCCAUUCAUGGCUUGCUUGUGCUGCCUGCCAUCUACGCUGUCAUUACAAGGAAGAACCCAUACACCUUCCUCUGGGGGAUAUUCACAGCUCUAGCAACAGCUUUUGGAACAAGCUCCAGCUCUGCCACCCUGCCCCUGAUGAUGAAGUGUGUGGAGGAAAAUAACGGCGUAUCCAAGCACAUCAGCCGUUUUAUCCUGCCCAUCGGUGCGACGGUCAACAUGGACGGAGCUGCUCUCUUCCAGUGUGUGGCUGCUGUUUUCAUCGCUCAACUGAACAACUUUUCCCUUAACUUCGUCCAAGUCAUCACCAUCCUUGUGACAGCUACAGCAUCCAGUGUCGGAGCAGCAGGUAUACCUGCUGGUGGUGUGCUGACCCUCGCCAUCAUCCUGGAGGCAGUAGGACUGCCGACCACUGACAUCUCUCUCAUCCUGGCUGUUGACUGGAUUGUUGACCGCACCUGCACAGUCCUGAAUGUAGAGGGCGAUGCCUAUGGAGCUGGGCUCUUGCAGUUCUAUGUAGACCGCACAUCCAAACAGGGGGGAGCAGCAGAGCUGAGCGAGGUCAGACUGGAGGGCCACCCAUCAACUGCUGCACCGGAGUACGCGCCGCUAAUUGAGAAGCGAGGUGGAAGGGACGCUGCGGUGUUUGGUGAAAAAGAGUCCGUUAUGUAAUCCAGCUGCUGACAUUAUCAGUAGUCCCCCCCCCCCCCUCC
This is a messenger RNA of Monopterus albus (swamp eel), 1831 nucleotides long. It is a transcript of the gene slc1a5, whose product is annotated as solute carrier family 1 member 5. Bases 186 to 1790 code for a protein of 534 amino acids. NCBI's taxonomy places the organism in Eukaryota, Metazoa, Chordata, Actinopteri, Synbranchiformes, Synbranchidae. The record is from RefSeq and is a predicted model, not a curated record. Gene Ontology annotation, cellular component: plasma membrane. Gene Ontology annotation, molecular function: L-aspartate transmembrane transporter activity; neutral L-amino acid transmembrane transporter activity; symporter activity. Gene Ontology annotation, biological process: L-aspartate import across plasma membrane. The transcript is spliced from 8 exons.